GUGUUUCUUUUAUAUAUGUUUCUUUUUGUAAUCUGUAAAAUCAAUAAAAAUUAUAUUAAAAAAAUAAAAAUAAAAGCCUCCCUAAACAGGGCUGCCUUCAGAUGUCUUCUAAAAGUCUGGUAGUUGUUUUCCUUUUUGACAUCUGUUGGGAGGGCGUUCCACAGGGCAGGCGCCACCACCGAGAAGGCCCUCUGCCUAGUUCCCUGCAACUUGGCUUCUCGCAACGAGGGAACCGCCAGAAGGCCCUUGGUACUGGACCUCAGAAGGGACAGAAUCCCCCCCCCAAGAACCUUAACAGGUGGCUCAGCAUUUUUUCUUUGUAAAUAACUCUCUCAGACUCUGUUGAUGUUUCCUUGUGUGUUUCCUUUAUGAGAGAGAAUUGCCUCAGAGAAAGAUGGCUGUAAGUGGUCUGGGAGUGGGGUGAACAACUGAAUAUGCUACCUUAGGUGUUUCUUUCUAAAGCACAUUGCUUUAGAUUGGGCUGGUGAACCCACUGGUGAUCUUGGACUAAAAUUCCCAACACCCCUAAGGGCAGCGGCUGAAGGGACUUCAAAUCCCACAAUAUCUGGAGGAUCACAGGUCCUCAUCUCUGCUUUAGAGUGUCCUGCGCACUUUCUAGUCAGUAGAAAGUGUUACAAGGUGCUGCCAGAGGCCAUUUUAAUGAUAGUCGUAAAUGCUUCCCUUUGUACUUAAUGCGGAUUCAGCAUCAGUAUGGUCCUAAAUUUCACAGAGAGAGAGAGAGAGAGAGAGAGAGAGAGAGAGAGAGAGAGAGAGAGAGAGAGAGAGAGAGAGAGAGCGCCAAAUGGCUAUAGGAAUAUAACCGUGCCUCUCCCCUUUUAUUGGCAAAGAAUAUAAAUUUUACUACAACCACAGAAGCUCUCACCUGCAAAUUUAACAUAGAAGAUUAAUAUUGAGAAACUGGCUGUUGAGAACAGAUGAAAGAAAGUACUUAUUCACACAGCAGAUUGUUAGGAUUCACUCCCCCAGGACACAGUGUGGGCCAGUCCAACUUGGAUGGCUUUGAAAGAGGAUUGGACAAAUUCAUGCAGGGAGAGGCUAUCAGUGGCUACGAACCACAAUGGCUGGUUUCCACCUUCAACUCCGGAGGCAAUAGGCCUCUGGACACCAGAUUCUGGGAAUCACAGGGUGAGGGGGGGGGGAGAGUGCUCUUGCGCUCAUGCUCUGCUUGCGGGCUGAAGGUAUUCGUUUCUAUCCAGCAACAGGUUAAGACUCAGUCCAAAUAUGUAAUACAAUUCUCUGAAGUAUAUCAGAUAUUUAACACUAAAAGCAUCCCAUAUGAGCUAAUGUGCCCACUGGCAGGCUUCUUAAAUAACUACCCUGGCUUUUUUUGGGGGGGGGGUGUCACUUCAACCAGUGUUGAUGCCUUAUGUGGUACCUGAAGGUUGCUGAAGCUGCAGGCAGGCAUAUAAUUUGUACUUGGGAAUUAGGAUGGAAGGCUUGGUAAAAUAGUGUGAAAGGAGUCCUAGACAACAAAAAGGCAAAGGAGUCCUAGACAACAAAAAGGCCUUGUGACACCAUACACAGACUAGCAAAUUCAUUGUGGCACAAGCUUUUGUAGGCCUGAACCUGCUUAAGUCAGAUCUGGCCCACAAAAUAUAAUGCUUGUUAGUCUUUCUUGAUUGUACAGCAACAGACUAACAUGGCUAUCCCUAUUUUGAAUUCCCAUUGUGCUUCUUACACCAGACACUUCCUGCUUACUUAUUUGUUUCUUCUCAGUUUUUAUUACAGUAUUACGAUUGCUAUUUAAUAUUUGGACCACUUAAUAUAUUUAAAAAAUAUUUCUAAGCAGUGUACAGAAAGCUGAAACAGCAACAGACAACGUAAACAAAAAUUCUGCAAACAUACAGAGUUACAUAUAAAAAUGUUACAUUAAUACAAAGUUACUAAUAAAUAUAUAAAUCGAUUUCAGUUCAAUUCAAUUUACUUGUGAGGCUUUCAGGACUUUUCUAGACAUUUUCUGUGAGCAGUUCAUUGUGAUAUGUGUGCUUUGGCUCCAGUCCAUAUAAUAUUACAACAAUUAGUGUGUUGUCUCUUUUUGUAGAAAGAACAGAGCUGAGCUGUUUUUCGGAGCAUAGCUCCUAGGGCAGGCAUAGAUCUUCGAAAGACAGUUGGGAGCAGUCUUAGCCCAGACUGAGGGACUGGAGCAGAUCUGAGAGAUGGUCCUUUUGAUGUCACCUGAUCUCUAGGCCAGAAGGAGUCCGCAAAUUCCUUCUCUGACCAGAAGUCCUGGUAGCAUAAGGAGCAAGAGAAUCUCUGCCUGAUGUGGUUCAAGCCCUGUGGCCCCAUACAGGUGUACUAACUUUUCAAACUGUUUGAGUGUUGGGAUUCUUCUUGAUGAAUGGUACCAGAAGACCAGGUUGUUCUCAACUGUUUGUCGACUCAAGUUUGUUCAGACUGUAACAAAACUUGCACUUGUCGACUGAGACUGGCUGCUCUGAUCACAUGUAACAACGCAUGUGCUUGUCCAUGCUUUGGCACAUUGCCACCUCUUCUUUCAUAAUACUAGAACAUUGAGCUAGCCCAAGAAGCUGGAAUAUUCAGGGCAGACAAAAGAAAGCACUUCUUCGCACAGUCAGUGUUUGAAAUUAGCCAGGCGCCAGGCACAUGUUGCACCUAGCUAUCAAAGGUACCAGAAUGACACCUGACAUCUUUACCAUCUGAAGAUGCAUGCCUGGGGAUCCUUGGAUCUAGACCAGGCAUCCCUAAACUUCGGCCCUCCAGAUGUUUUGGACUACAAUCCCCAUCAUCCCUGACCACUGGUCCUGCUAGCUAGGGAUCAUGGGAGUUGUAGGCCAAAACAUCUGGAGGGCUGCAGUUUGGGGAUGCCUGAUCUAGACUGUUUUCACACACUAACGACACAUCCUGUAGAAUUCCAUCAGUUAUAUUUCAUCUGUACAAUCGGAACGAAUUUAAGGAACCAAAAUGUGUUUUUUUUUUUGUGCAGCCUGAGUCACCAUUGGGAAAAAGAGGUCAGAUUAGGCCAAUAUAUACGUGGACUGUCCCUGGAUCAGGUGACUUUUCUUCUUUUAAGUUCUCAAAAUUCUUAGCUCAAGGUUGUCAUUUGAACUAGCCAGUUGUUUAAUUGAUAAUCAAUCACAGUCCAUCCAUAGUUUGGAAAUUAAGACUUUAGAGCUGCUUUGCCCCAAAAUGGCAACUAGACAUUCCUUGGUUUCAGAAGCCAUUUUGCGCCUGGCUUAUAUAGCCCGAGUUUCUGCACACAGCACAUAGUUAAAUUAGAACUAGUUUCCACAAGAUGUAGUGAUAUUCACCAAUUUGGAUGGCUUUAGAAGAUGAUUAGACAAAUUGAUGGUGGAGAGGGCAAUUGCUGGCUACUAACCAUGAUGGCUGUGUUCUGCCUUCAAGUUCAGAGGCCACAUGCCUCUGCGUAGGAUUCACAAGUGUGCUAUUGCCCUCAGCUCCUGCUUGCGAGCUUCUCAUAAGCAUCCGGUUGGCUCUUGUGAGAACGUGGAGCUAGACUGGAUUGUGCUUGAUUGCAUUACACUUUCCUCCUCCCAUUCAACAGAAGGAGAGUGUUGUCCUACUCACACAAGUAGGUCCUUCUAGUUCACAGACUUGUUUCUUGUUACCAUUAGGGCAGCAAAGAUGGUUUCGCCGUUGGGCUGCCAACCAGAGCCAGCAACAGUGUAUAUAAGGCGGCGUUAUCCUCAGAAUUCGGCUUGUGGUCUCAAUUUAUAGUGAAUUCUUCACUCUACUUAUCUGUGUGUACUUGACAGGAUGAUCUUAUCUUGAGCUGAAACAGAGGCAAGUUUGAGUCCCUAAUUAUCCAAGGGCUCUUACCCCAUAGCCUCUGAUUAACCUUUGGGUCUUUGUAAAUAUAUUGGAGAUGAAGUGAGUUGAAGGAUUACUAUUGCUUGGUAACUGAUCAUAUGAACAUGAAUAUGGCCUUUCCCCGUGUAAUCCCAUAUUUCUUGUCUCUACAUUUAGGUAGAGAUGCUGCUUUUCAAAAUGCGCUUUCUCUCGUAAAACAGGCAUGCAGCAGGGUUUAUUUCCUGCUUCUCCUAAUACUGUACUUUUCUCUUUGUUCAAACAGUGCUUCUCAGCCUCCCCUUUUCAGAUUUCUGAACUCUGAACGCCAAAUGACCUCUGCAGGUUUUGUGCUCAAGCUUAUCAAAGUAACAAGCUGGGGAUCACUCAGCUAAGCCUAGGACAUUAACACAUUGGAAGCAGAAUGUUAAUGCUUGAUGGGAUGCCUGCAGUCAGAGUCAAAACAGAGCUGCUGGAAUCGGAACAAGGCUCUCCAAACGCUCACAGUUACCCAGAUAUGGAAGCUGUACCCCUUUUGCUGAACAGCAUGAAGGCAGAUCCAGAAGAAGACUCCUUGUCCACAGACCAUUUCCAAACGCAAACUGAGCCAGUGGACUUGUCGAUAAACAAGGCCCGGUCAUCCCCUAUUGCUGCUUCGUCUUCGCCCGUGUCCAUCACCGCCUCGGCAUCUUCUCCUUCUUCCACUUCAACAUCCUCCAGUCGGCCAGCUUCGUCUCCCACAGUAAUAACGUCCGUCUCUUCAGCGUCUUCUGCGCCGUCAGUAUUAACGCCAGGCCCGCUUGUGGCAUCUGCGUCAGGUGUUGGAGGGCAGCAGUUUUUGCACAUAAUCCACCCGGUACCCCCGUCCAGCCCCAUGAACCUACAGACCAACAAAAUGAGUCACGUACACCGCAUCCCAGUCGUGGUGCAGUCGGUACCCGUGGUCUACACAGCGGUGAGGUCACCAGGGAAUGUGAACAACACUAUCGUAGUACCGCUACUGGAGGACGGGAGAAGUCAUGUCAAAGCACAAAUGGACCCACGUGGCCUAUCUCCCAGACAAAUUAAAAGUGACAGUGAUGACGACGACCUGCCAAAUGUGACCUUGGAUAGUGUUAAUGAAACUGGAUCCACAGCUCUCUCUAUAGCCAGAGCUGUUCAAGAAGAGAGCAUGUGGGGCUGUGCCAGGUCAGCUGUUAACACUUUUCGUUUUUUCAACUCCAGUUCAAUUUCGCCGUUUAGUAUUGAGAGCACAAGGCGCCAGAGAAGGUCCGAAUCGCCUGACUCUAGAAAGCGCCGCAUCCACAGAUGUGAUUUUGAAGGGUGCAACAAGGUGUACACGAAAAGCUCCCACCUGAAGGCUCACCGAAGGACGCACACAGGAGAGAAACCAUACAAGUGUACCUGGGAGGGAUGCACCUGGAAGUUUGCCCGUUCGGACGAAUUGACGAGGCACUACCGCAAACACACGGGAGUGAAGCCCUUCAAGUGCGCAGACUGUGAUAGAAGCUUUUCUCGUUCGGAUCACUUGGCGUUGCACCGCCGAAGGCACAUGCUUGUCUGAGAAAGGCUACAUUGUCCCCUCUCCCUACCAAAAAAAAAAAAAAGGAAGUACCAAGAGCUGGGUCUCUUUUAACUACAGCGAAUUCAGCAGGGCUGAAUCCCGUUUUGAUGGCGUUAGCACAAAAGGGGGCGUUCCACGUUGUCCCAUAUACACAAAGAAGCAGGAAGUGUAGUGCCACUGUUCUGUCUCCCAUCUGAAGUCGGCUUUCCAGCAUAGGCAACGUGAUCACCUUCAGCUGGGAGAUGAUAGCCUGAAUGCGACAAGAGUGGGCAUUAUUUUCUAACCCGUGUCCUUUUAAAAGUAUUUAUGGCUUGUACCUUUUCUCACACUUUUUUUUCCUGCUGAAGAAUUACUGCUAUUACAAAGACAUUUGGAAUAUUACAUAAACAUUUGGAAAGAACAGGCCUCCUGCAGCUCCUCUUCACCUGUUUCUCCGCCGCCUUUUUUUUAAAGAUUACUAUCGAAACACUGCAGAAUAUCACCACGCCUGAUUGUCGAGUGAUCAGCAAUCUACAAAGCCAGCUCUAGCGACUGGAAAGAGGAGGGAUACAAACGAAUCUCCUUGAAGCGAAAGGAUUCCUCAGCACACUUAUGCAAUAAAGAUGGCGGUAUUUUUACAUAUUUACCCCUCUGUCAUCAUGCCAGACUCUAGAAGCCACUAAUUCUUUUUUUUAAUCCUUAUUUAAAGUCAAUCUCUGUUUUUGUUGGAAUCUAUAAAACAGGCACCAGUAACAUUUCAGUGUAAAAUAACCCUCUCUACAUCUGUUUGCUUAAUUUAUAACAGGAAGAGACCAUUAAAAUGUAACAUCCUGGCUGCACAGUAGGGAAAAAAAGGUUUGACCAUCCAUCCCUAAAUCAACACAUUAACCCCCCGCAUAUUUACUUGAAAGUGAGUAAUGUUCGAACAUACAUGUACAUUGCUUCAUCUCUCAUUUCUUCCCUAAUCGGCAGGUGUCGACUCCUUAACUGAAUGUGUGAACUGAUUCCAUUGCACAGCAUUGCGGGAUGGGAUGGGAUAAAACCUUCGGAUCUGUAGUGUUUGAUCUGCAAUGCUCAUUCACACAUGCAGGUCCAUCGAGUCGAUUCUACAGCCACCAUGCUGAAUGCACACGUGUGAAGCGGCCCCCCGACCUGCUUGAGGAAUUUACUUUCAGUGUAAAUGUGCUUAGAGCUUCAGUCUCUAAGAAUAGCUGUUUCUGAAAGGGGAUUGAAUGCGUCAACGGCAGGAGUAGUCAGGAAGAAGCUACUUUAAGUUGAUUUUGUGAGGUCUCCGAACACUUGCUGUUUUCUAAACCUAGAACCUCAGUCAAGAAAAUGUCGCUGUGAACAAGUCUUAUUAAAAGCAACGGCUAGUCGGGGUAAGUCUAUUGGUUACGGCAAAACUUAGUCAUUACUAAGUUGAGGCAGAGUGGGCAGGCAUUCCAAAAAUGUCUGGAGAAUGACUAUCUGGAGCCAAAUAUCUACUCCAUGUAUGCCAAGGAGCAGUUUUGACAGGUGGGAUGCACCGAUUCUAGUAACAUUUUCUUCUGGAAGAAAGUAGCUCUCAUGGGCAGAUUUUGCCUGUAAGUUCCCUAAGAAACUAAAGGCCACCUAUCUCGCUCUCUUCCCCUAGCCCCUGUUGAUAACAGAUGAGACGGGCUGCAAAAAUAAAACAAACAAACAGGCAGAAAGAAAAUAAAGCAUUGAGCAGGCCACAAAGCCUGACUUCUCACAGACCGGCUUAAAAUAUUCUUAAAGAUGAUCAUGAUGAUUGUUAUUAAUCUCAUUUCUAUACUGCUUUAUGAUUUUUAAGCGGGAAAAAAUAUCAAAGCAGUUUACAACCUACAUUAAAAGAUCAGCGAAAACAAUCCGGAAUAAAACGUUACUGGAAAAAGUUAAGUACACAUUCAAAGCAACAUGAAUGGGAAACCAAAAUAUAAUCCUAAAGAUUUCAAAAUAAAACAUUGCUAGGUGAAGUCAAAUGUAAGAUCCACAUUCAAAGCAGAGAAUAAAAUAUGAUAAGUAUAGAACAUGCUGUUAUUGAUAACAUACUUGAAAAUAGCAUAUUGGGGGGGGGGCUACAGUUGCCCCUGUCACAAUACAUGCAUUUAGUACCUGCCUCCCAAUUUUUAGCCGAAAGGACCAUAGGAAGUGGGCUUAUCUGAAGGGGAAAUAUGUGGAUGGCUCUCAUCACAGGGCAGUAGGGGACAAAUGGGACCACACUGUAUGUCUCCUGUUUCGAAAGGACUGGUCUUAGUUCCCUCACUGGCACACAGCUUAAUAGUCUUUGGCUGGAGAAGUUUGGUAGUUCGGGGAUAGGAACAUGUGACUAGAAGGUGGAUCAGCAUAAGAAUUGUAAAUCAUAAUAAGCAAGCUUCUACGGAUUGGCCUAUAUGAAGAAUUUAAAUCUGACCAUUAAAACAAAGGGAGAUUCAGGGAGUUCCCUGGAGAGAACUAGGCUUGCUCACUUAUUUAUAAUGGCUUUCUUAAGAAUUAGCCAUACCACAGCUCUGGGUCAACUCAGAUGUCUAAAAUGCUCAGCUGGCAAUGGGAUGUGUCAUAUAUCCUAACAUCUAUGAGUUGUUUCUUGAGGAUGAAAUGUUGCCAAAAGGAGAGAAUCAAAGGACACGGCCCACCAGCUCUGUGUCCCUCACCCAGGCCCACAGCAAUUGCACACAUUUUAUACAAGUGUGUGCAAGUCAUACCAAGCAGGGUACAUACAGAGUGUGAAUUCCUUAGGUCUAUAUGCAGGAGCCAGGCAAACUGAGACACUUCUAAGUGACAUGGGCUUCCAUGAGAAUUAAGCAUGUACUUAACACCCCUAUUCACAUUAAGCAGGAUUAUAAUUGUUUAAUUGUGUUUGGAUCAUUCCCAAAAAGUCGCUCUUAGUGCAGGAUAAAUCAGCCAACCCUUCACUACACGGAGAACAAAAUUCAGCUUAAAAAAAUGUUCAGAGAAUGGGGGGGAUUCCUAGGUGAGCUUCCCCAACCCCCUGUCAUUUUAAAAAAAGCAGUUUUGACUUUGUUAGUGUGACCUGAAUAUGCCAAGAGAUGGGCGACUUUUUGUAUUUUAGCUUUUCCUAACUGAUGCCUAAAUAAAGAUCGAGGUUCUCAUGGUGCAAAGGUAGCCCAAUACAUACUGGGGCUUCCCAUUCCCUUCUGUGAGAAGGGAGACCAUUGAUGUGGGCAACGAUCUGAAAACGCUUCCCUCUGCGCUUGUGGCGCUCCGGGUGGAGGCAAAACAAAUUUAUAAAACAUUUGGCAUAGCAUUUAGCUAGGAAUCUGCAUAGGUUAGCCUCAUUGUGUCACACUGUGAAGGAGCUUCUGUUUAUUCAUGGCUUAUAAACGGGAAGAGAUUUUUAAAAAUGAAAUUGGUCUGUUUUGAGCCACAUUAACCAGUAGGCAAGAGAACUGGCUUCCCCAAAGUGUGGGGAGGCUUAUGUUUUUAGCACUACUAUUAAAAGUAGCUUGCCAUCAAAGAAAAGGGUCCAUUAGGAUUGAAGAAGUUACAUAGACGCAUCUCUUCUCUGUUUAUUUGUUUGUGAAAACAGAAAGGGGGAGGGUUCUCUCCCUUUUCCAAAUAUGCUGCAGUAAUGCAUUCUUCUCCUUAAAAUUGUGCCAUGUAAAUGAUACAUGCAUAAGAGCUCCCCUGUUACAAUGGUGGUGGUAUUCUGCCCUGCCUUGUGCAGCCAUAGCCCACUCAAACUCAUGCAGAGAUCCGUAGAAUCCAUAUCAAGGUGGUUGGAAUCUGACAAUAUUUUCACUAAACGGCAACCAGGCUGAGUUACCUUUCGAUGAAUCCGAUGCUGCUAAGUCUCGUUCUUCUGAGAGAGUGUGAACUGGCCUUUCGCUAGCACGACCCCCGUCAUUUCCUGGCCAGCCUCACACCCGAUGCUAUUCCCACCUAAACCAGCCCAGCAUAUUAUGAACACAGUAGGAUGCAAAUGUGGCGAUCCUGAGCAUAUCACCAUCUCCUCCGACUCCGACGCAAGCGAUCCCUUUUGAGAGUAGCCUUUUGCAAUAUGAGUUCACACACGGAAUUAAGAUGCAGUUGCUCCUUGUGUCCUCCUCUGUUGAUUUUAUUCACUUGGAUAAAAUCAUCUUAUUUAGGUUAAGGUCGAGUGACUGGUGUUGCUAGAGAUGCCAUAUUGAUAUUCCCAUUUGGGGAGUUUUCCUUGAUGAGAUUUAUCCCUUCGGGGGAAGUUCUUGUAUGUCAUGCCUUCCCAAAGCCGUAUUGAAGCAACACACCGCUCCGUGCAAAUAUAUCUUUGUACAAGGGUGUCUUUGAUAAUCGAUAAAUUCUUGCACGAUAAAUAAAACUCAUGAGCCCUGUUAGGUGUUUUUUUUUGGGGGGGGGGGUAAUGGAAAUAAAUACAUCAAAAUAAAUAUUAGUGUAUAAUUAUAUUUAAAACAUUGAUCUGUUCACUCUUUUCACAUAGAAAAUGAUGUUCGCUAAACAUAAGCAACCGCCAGUGCCCUUCUGCCCCCAUGAACUUCCCUACAUGUCCCCACACAAGAGCAUAUGGCUAAUUGUGCGCAUGUGUGUGAUCUGAACUAAGAUCUAGUAAUGCUUUCAAGAAUUUUUAAAAAAGAGACAGACUUGGAAAUAGCUUUUCUUUAGGCUAAAAUAAUUUUACCUUAUUAGGAAACCAGCUUGUAUUACUGUAUUAUGCCUUUGCCUGUGUUUUAUAGAUGAAGAUGUAUAAACUUAAAACUGCUAUAUUUUCACAGUUUCAUUUAAAAAAAAUAUAUCCGUAAGCGUGCAAUGUGUACUCAACCAAUCAUGCCCAUUGGUACUUUUAAAUAUGCUGACAUUAAACCGAUUGCAGUACCAACACCGUUUUUUAGUAUGGACCUCAAUUAUAUGGAUACUGCUUCUUUACAACAAAGAAAGAAAGAAAAUAGAAUUGAAGGUAUUUUACUGUACUUGUAACAGUUUCAAUAUUCUGUAAUAUAUUAUGUGAUAGUGAAGAAGUAUUUUCAAGCUCACAGUUUUUCACAGGAUGUAAUAUAAUUGAAAUGAAGGAUGGUUUUUGAAACAAGCUUUUAGUUGUCAUCACCAAAAAAAAAAAUGUGCUCAGAAAAUGCAUUGUAAAGUUUUCAUAAUGCAAUUAACAAUUUUAAGAGGUGGGGAAGAAUGUUCCAGUUUGUCAAAGCAUGUUCCUGUUGUAUCAUGUGCACUCGGCUUUGUAUUACCUGAGGUUGUGUCACUAGACAAUGGAGUCACUUUGAAUUUCUUUGCAAGCUAGAGUGGGGAGAAGCAAAAUGAAAAUACCAAUGGCCAGAAUCCAAAUAACUGAGUUCCAUUUGCUCAACGUGUUUCAUUUUGGGUUCCUCAACCAGCAGCACAGCCAUGCGGCAUGCUAAACCGCGUUUGAAACUGGCACAUGUAUCCCUAACAAUCCGUAAUAUGGCAUGGGAAUAUGGGUGGGGGUGGUCUACAGUUCAAAGAAAAUAACUAAAAAUGAGGCUGGUU
Zootoca vivipara (common lizard) is the source of this 10804-nucleotide messenger RNA. NCBI's taxonomy places the organism in Eukaryota, Metazoa, Chordata, Lepidosauria, Squamata, Lacertidae. The record is from RefSeq and is a predicted model, not a curated record.